UCUUUGCUCAACAGCUUUCAGACGAAGAAGACGAAGACUCACGUGGACCAAUGAGAGCACAGGGGGCAGUGACUUCGGAGGACAGCGCAGUGUACCCGGUUUAUGUCUGCUUGACUCGGAACCAUGAAGCUGACGUCCAGCUCUGCUGCUGGACCCGCGCUUCUCUUGUUGCUGCGUUGCUGCCAGAUAGCGAGCAUUGUUGGUCAAAAGUCUGACUGUGCAUUAACUGUGGUGAAGAAUGCAGGAGGGAUGGAGGGAGGAGGUGCUGAUGAAGAAGCAGAGGUGACUGUUGAUGAAGGACAUUUAGAGGUGGUCCAACCUACUGAGGACUGGCAAACGCUCAAACCAGGCCAGGCAGUGCCAGCAGGGUCCCAUGUGAGGCUGAAUCUGCAGACGGGGCAAAGGGAGGUCAGACUGGGAGAAGAGCAGCUUAAAUAUUGGACACAAGAACACAGAGAGACAGAAGGGAUCCAGUCCACCAUCAGUCCUGAUGAACUCAAAUGGGCCAUGAAGAAGAUGGAGGAACUGAACCCAGAACGCAAAGACACAGACUCUGUGGCAUCCAAGUACCGUCCCCUGGACGAGUUAAAGAGAGACUUGGCUCAGCUCGACCUGCUGGUGGAGACGGAUGUUCAGAUAAUGAAGCGCCUGCUGGACCAGUUUAACAGCAGCAACUCGACCACAGAGCAGAAGCUGAGCAUCCUGCUGGAGCUGGAGUAUCUGGUGCAUCAGGUGGAUAACGCUCAGACCCUGUGUUCAAUGCGGGGUCUCCAACUCAUUCUAGAAGGUCUGAACAGCACGGACAUCAGAUUGCAGGAAAGCUCUGCCUUUGUUCUGGGAUCUGCUGUGUCGAGUAACCCGGUGGUACAGGUGAAGGCGGUGGAGAGUGGGGCUCUGCAGACGCUCCUAACCAUACUGGCCACUGCACAGCCACUCAGGGUCAAAAAGAAGGUUCUGUUUGCAGUGGCCUCCCUCUUACGUAACUUCCCCUACGCACAGCGCCACUUCCUGUCACAUGGAGGGCUGCAGGUCCUAUCAGAGCUGUUCAGGGCAGAUGGAGGUGGAGUUCUGCGUACACGCAUUGUCACCAUGUUGUAUGACAUGAUCAGCGAGAAGGAGCUGAUCUCUCAGACUGGUCUGGACCUGGUGCUGGAUGCCUCCCAUGAAGAGCGGGUGCAUCAGUACUCUAAGGUGUCUCUGCAGGGGGAUCUGCUUGAGAAGGGCUGGUGCAGUCUGGUCCCACAGCUGCUGGAGUCCACUGAGCAUGACUACAGAGAGAAGGCUCUGCGGGCUUUGUUGGCGAUGGCUCCCAUGUGUUUGGAUCAGUACCGCUCAGACAGCUCUCUGCUGGGCUCUCUGCUCUCUCUCAGAGACCAGUACCAGGAAAUGAUCCAGUCAGAAAUGAUUGUAGGAGAGGAGAACAGCUACUUUGCAGAGAUUGUAGAACUUAUAAAUGCUCUACAAGUCCAAAUGAAAUAAUGAGAUGGCUGCACAAUGCAGAGAGAGAGAGACUUUGGACUGCGGGGAUGAAACCACCACUCUUCAAACUCAUGGAUGCAACUCAAGGACAAGGGACGCACCUUUAGUACACAAUUGUUGGGCUGGCCCUGUAGAUGGUGGAUGAGCUUGACCUGCCAAAUUUGACUGGAACCUUUUUUGGAUGCUGGUGGGAUCAUGAGAAUAAAGUUGUAUUUUUUAA
Molecule: messenger RNA, 1699 nt
Organism: Cyclopterus lumpus (lumpfish)
Lineage: Eukaryota; Metazoa; Chordata; Actinopteri; Perciformes; Cyclopteridae
Gene: sil1
Product: SIL1 nucleotide exchange factor
Exons: 12
Coding region: 124-1479 (451 amino acids)
Source: RefSeq, a predicted model, not a curated record